AUGUUGCCACAUGGUUGCAAUCCCCAAUGGCCAGCCCAAAUGUGGAGUGGCUUCCCGCUGCCACACUUCUACCUCGGCCACACCCCGCAUACCCCACUGACUGUGCCAGGCAGGGCCAACCAGCCCUGCAGUGGUUGCCCCAACAACCCAGAGGCUGAUCAUGAGCCCCCGCCGAAGCGAAUUUGCCUGCAGCGUGACAGGUUUGAUGAAGACUUGUAUGACCGAGCGUGUGCACUUGUUGAUACCAUGUCACCUGUUGAGAAGGGGAAACUGCGCAUUUACUUGGGUAGUGGUGUAGAUUCUCCGGACACAGUAGCUCCUGCGCCAAAAGAGCCCGAAGUAUGCCUCCAUGAGCUGUUCAGCCAGUGGGUAAAUGUAGACACUAUGGACGACGAUGAUGCUGCCACAGUAGCAGAAACAUUGUGCGAUGCAGUUGCCAAGGUUGUCAAAUCAGACACCUUGGUUGUCAAGCUUUCCACUGAUUUGCUUGCCCAGGCAUUCCGACAAACCUCGUCAAACUGCCAGCCACAAAUCCAGCAGCUUUUGAACAUCCCGUGCGUUCUGGACGAAGUUGUUAAAGCCCCUGCGCACUUGCAGCCGGAUGCUAUUGCUAGGUUGCCUGACCACCACCCUGAGAAAAUCAAGAAAUGGCGUGAGUUGAACAAGGAAAUGGUGCGUAGGGUGCUCAGCCUGCAAACAUCUGACACACAGAAGUUCUGGCUGAGGGAAGGUGUGAAACCCAUAGCUGCUUCCAGCAACGAAAGAGAUGUGUUUUUCGACAUGGUUCGCAUUGUCCGCCUCCAAUGCACAAAGCCGGAGAUUAAAGAGUUUCUCGCGUGGUUCAAGAGUAAUGUGCCUGCCAAGUUCAGGAAGCGUGAACCGUUGACUGAUAAACAGGCGCCUCUGACACAGGAGAAUGGUGCCAGCACCGUACAUGCCGAUAUUCGGACCCAUGCUGAGCAAGCAGUUGAACCGACCACGUCGUGUGCAGAGCGCCUCAAAUUUGACAUUUCGCAAUACAACCUUGAGAGGUUCGCGAAGGAUGCUACCUCGUUGGAAGCAUUGACUGGUGAGAAGGCUACCCUUGUCUCUGUGAAAGACAUUGGUAAAACGGUCAAGUUUGAUUCAAACCCUGAGCUCAACCAAGCCAUCUCGCAGUUUGACAAUGCUCUCGAGUCCUUUGGGAUGUCCAAACCGGUGCGGGAUGAGGUGUAUCAACACUUGAAGGCAGCCACGUUGAGCCUCGGCCUGCGUUGCAACAAGACCCAGGUUGAGGAUUUAAGGAGAUGGAUCGCCCGGGCACUUGCGUUGAAGUACAGGUCGGAGUGA
Messenger RNA from Symbiodinium natans, 1329 nucleotides. Lineage: Eukaryota; Dinophyceae; Suessiales; Symbiodiniaceae. The record is from the annotation of a GenBank genome assembly.